AUGCCUCCACAUCUUCUUUCCUGGGCCACGGUCCUCGCUCUCACCUUAGCACUCCUGUCAACCCCCCUCAUUGCCUCUCCUGCCGUCUACGUACGUCAGCCAUGUACAUCCAACCACCUAGUUUCCCGCGAUGGCGCCGCGGAGGAGGGAGAUAGGGUUGGUGCUUCGGCUAAUACUGGAUUGAAGGCUCGUCAGUUGACUACUGGUAACGGGAGGAGACCUGGAGCUAGUUUGGGCGCUGGCACUGACACGGGAACUGGUACUGGCACUGGCACUGGAACAGGAGACGUCGCCAGUGGUGCCUCAGGCACUGGUCUACCGAACGCUGGUCAAAGCGCAGUAAGUGGGACUGGGAAGACAGGUGAAUCGGUCGGAAAUGGUCAAACUGGUCAAACUGGCGCAACGGGAGACACAGGAACCGGUCUGACCGAUGACACCUCCGCAGGCUCCGUCAACACCACCGGCUCAGCAGCCAGUGCAGGCGGAACAUGGCAAGGUCCACGCGGCACGGUCCAAAAGAUCGGAAAAUCUUACCAAGCGACCGUCUCUGGCUACGGAGUCUGCCACAGCCAGCCCAUCGCAGCCGGCAAAGCGGGAAAAUGCGGAUUUUGGGGGAACUUCGAGGGAAAAUGGAGAGCGCCAACCGCCGCGAUGUCAGGCGCGUUCAACGAACCCCCGGGCCCAGGAGUAUGCGGAAGCUGCUGGAUGCUGGAAGCGCCGCAAAGGAUCUGUCGUAGUCCGGCGAAUCCAAAGCCAGGGACUCCAGUGGACUGCCCAGUGGGUAAGCCGGGCGUUUUGAAGAAUCCGGAUGGGAGCACGCAGUGUCUGUGUGGACAGCCGGAUCCGAAGAGUAAGAGUGGAUUGAUUGUCAUGGUGGAUAAUACGUGUGCCUGUGGUGCGGAUCAGGCACCUGUGAAUCAGUGCUGUCAGAAGAAAGUUGGGGACGUGGAUGGGUUUGGGAGUAGUACUGUCGUGGAUCUUUGCGCUGAGACCGAUGCUGUGGCCGCGUGGUUUGGGGGAAUACCUGACCCUGUUAAGGUUAAUGCGGGUUUUAAUGUUGCAACGAUUACCCAGGUGGAUUGUGCAGCCUGGCCGGGAAAUUUGGGCUUUCAGGCGGGUUGGUCGCAUUAUAAGGGCGGGCAGGGGCUCGUGAGUCCUGAUAUUGUGCCGGAUGCUAGUGGUGGUGGUGGUUUGAGGGCUGGGGUUGGUGGAGGGGGAGGGGCCAAUGUCACGAAUUUGAGGGAGAGAGGGUUUGUUGAUGGGGAGAUGGUGGAGGAAGUGGAAUGGUAG
Molecule: messenger RNA, 1290 nt
Organism: Bacidia gigantensis
Lineage: Eukaryota; Fungi; Ascomycota; Lecanoromycetes; Lecanorales; Ramalinaceae
Exons: 1
Coding region: 1-1290 (429 amino acids)
Source: RefSeq, a predicted model, not a curated record